AUGCAACGUUCAUUCCAGUGACGACGACGGAGAAGACUCGACGAAGAAGCGACGACCUCUUUAUGUUCGAAAUAAUUAGUUCAAAAUUAAACUAUUUUGAUUAUAUAUAGCUGUAUUACCAAAAUUAUCGUCUUGUUAUACAUCUUUAGAAGCGAUAUUCGCAAACAGUCGUAUUUAUCGACGUUUUCAAGAGUUUGACGCUACAGUUUACCUGGCUGCGACAGACAGUUAAAUAAUGGCCAAACGACCGGACUCCGAAAUGGCCCAGGCUCGUCAGACCGACGGCCUCAACGUGAUCUUUGACCAGGAAAGUCCCAGCUCAGCUCGCUCCCGCUCACGAUCGACAAGCGGCAGUGGUAGCAGUAGCAGCCGCUCUGGCCAUUACAGGGGAGGCCGCAGGGGACGUCACAGGUCUUCAUCCUCUUCAUCUUCCCACACAUCAUCGAGUAGCACGUCUUCAUCUCGCACCAGAUCCCGCUCUCGUCCUCGCUGCCACAGACGCUCCUCCCGUUGUGGCUGUGUGGAUCACGGCAGAUAUUCUCGUGGCCAUCGCCGUUCUCCACCACGCCGCUACAGGGCACAUUCUCGCUCCUAUAGCCGCUCAGCCUCGCGGGACAGGUACACCCGUCAUGGCAGAUCUUACAGGUCUCGCUCCAGGUCCCGUUCAAGGUCUUCUGGCCGCUGGAGUAGGUACAGGAGACCCAUGAGCCAUUUCAGAAGCACAUUCUCUCGAUCCCCUUCCAGAGCCUACAGGGGGCGGUCAAGAUCCAGAUCUCCUGGACACUCUGUUAGUUUGAGUGUGAAUGAAAAAAGGAAACUCCUUGAAGCUGCUAAGGUCAAUGCUAUGAACAUCAUGGGAGUGGAGAAGUUGGAACUUCCUGAAAGUGUGAAGCCAAUCCUAUCGGAGCAGUCAGAGUCCAGGCGGUUGUCACCAGAGCCAAUCAAUGGGGUGAGACAAGGCUCUAAAAAGACUAAGCCACAGAUAACAUGACAGUGGUCUCCUUCACUCAUCGGCACCUGGGAUUAAAAGGCUGUCAUGUGACUUGGGUGACAACAAAAUUUGUUUGCGUGAAAGGUUAUCUGAUGACUCUUGUAAUGUCUUAAUGUUAUGAGUUUAGGGGUUAAGAAAAUACAGAUUCUCACACAUAACCAUGAUGUACACAUCUCACACAUCUGCUAAAUGCACACAUAGAUACAUUGAUGCACAAAUUUCAGACUGUUACUAACUUUGAUAAUAGAAAAGUAGAAUUUUGACAUUACAAAUGUAUGUAUGCUUGCAGAUGAAAUGGGUUAUUGUUAUUUAGCAGAGUUCUCCACUUGCUGAUGGAGCGCAGGCGUGUGGACUGCAUUAUAGUGACUAUUCCUGUCAAGAGAACUAAAAACUGAAGAACUCCACUCCAUAUGCCAAAGAUAAGUUGGUACAAAGAUGUGUGCUAAGGGGCUGGGGAACCUGCGUCAUCAUCAUUCUACCACUGUUGACAGAGAAGACAUCCUUUUUACUUCUGAUAUAUUUGAUUUAUUUUACAUCUUGUUUUAUUCAGCUUCAAGGUCUGAAGUAUUUUAGUUGUUAGGAGGGCUGCAUGAAGGCUGCAGUUUGAACUUAACCUUUUUAUGUAUUAGAAAUUCUUAGUAUCAGUAAUGGAACUUGAAAUCCGGAUAUCAACUUCAUACAGUUAAAGCAAUCUGCCAUGUUUUUCACUCAUUAUUGACUAAUCUGUCUUUCUUCUUUUUAAAUUAGGACACAGAGGAAGAUCCUGAGGAGUCCAGCC
Messenger RNA from Melanotaenia boesemani (Boeseman's rainbowfish), 1769 nucleotides. It is a transcript of the gene rsrp1, whose product is annotated as arginine/serine-rich protein 1. Lineage: Eukaryota; Metazoa; Chordata; Actinopteri; Atheriniformes; Melanotaeniidae. The transcript is spliced from 4 exons. The coding region runs from base 236 to 991 and encodes 251 amino acids. The record is from RefSeq and is a predicted model, not a curated record.